This is a messenger RNA of Vicia villosa (hairy vetch), 900 nucleotides long. RefSeq lists its product as uncharacterized. NCBI's taxonomy places the organism in Eukaryota, Viridiplantae, Streptophyta, Magnoliopsida, Fabales, Fabaceae. Bases 1 to 900 code for a protein of 299 amino acids. The record is from RefSeq and is a predicted model, not a curated record. The transcript is spliced from 2 exons.
AUGGCCGCUUUACAUAUCGGUGGUGAUGGUAGCCCUCGUCAAAUAGAAGUUAAUAGACUAUUGUUGGAAGCUCUCACAGCUAAAAUGAGAGAGAUGAUGAUAGAAAAAACGGAGGCAAUUCAUGCGAGGAUUGAUCAAUUAGAAAACCAACAAAAUAAUACUGAUGAGGAGGAAAGAGCAAGGAGAAGGAGGAUGGGUAGGCCUAGAGAGGAAAUAUUGAGUGGUAUAAAAAUUAAAGUUCCAACCUUUCAAGGGAAAAAUGAUCCAGAGGCUUAUUUAGAGUGGGAAACAAAAAUCGAACAAAUUUUUGCUUGUAACACUUAUAGUAAUGUUCAAAAAGUGCAGGUUGCUGCCCUUGAAUUUACAGAAUAUGCCUUGGUGUGGUGGGAUCAAAAUGUCAAAGACAAGAGAAGAUAUGAUGAACCAGCCAUUGACACUUGGGAGGAGAUGAAAAUAAUUAUGAGAAGAAGAUUUGUUCCUUCCUAUUACCAUAGGGACUUGAAUAAUAAAUUACAACGGCUCACUCAAGGUUCUAAAAGUGUUGGUGAAUAUUACACAGAGAUGGAGGUUGCAAAGAUAAAAGCAAAUGUGGAGGAAGAUAACGAAGCAACAAUGGCAAGAUUUCUUCAUGGCCUAAAUCGUGACAUAAGUGACAUGGUGGAGCUGCAUCAUUAUGUGGAAGUAGAUGAUUUGGUGCAUCAAGCUAUCCAGGUAGAACAACAGCUCAAGAGAAAGGGUCUAGGAAGGAGAAGCGCAACUACUUUCGAUUCUCAAAGUUGGAAGGAUAAAACAAAGAAGGACGGUGCUUCAUCAUCUAAGGAAUCCACAGUUGAAAACAAAGGUAAAACUAUUACCCCUGCUUCAAGUGUUUCAACUAACAAAAAUGUUAAGUGUUUCUAG